Bursaphelenchus okinawaensis is the source of this 666-nucleotide messenger RNA. The record is from the annotation of a GenBank genome assembly. NCBI's taxonomy places the organism in Eukaryota, Metazoa, Nematoda, Chromadorea, Rhabditida, Aphelenchoididae.
AUGGGUGUUGGGAAGACUUGUCUUGUCCAAAGAUUCAGAAAUGGUGUUUUCUUCGAGAAGCAGGGGACUACGAUUGGGGUGGAUUUUAAUGUCAAGACGUUGGUGGUGGACGAGAAAAGUAUCAAGCUGCAGGUGUGGGACACUGGAGGUCAGGAAAGGUUCAGAACAAUAACUCAGAGCUACUAUCGAUCGGCUCAUGGUAUUGUUUUAUGUUAUGACAUCACAUGCAGACAGUCCUUUGAGUCGCUACAUAGAUGGAUUGAAGACGUUUCUAAGUUUGCAGUUCCAAAUGUUGCAAAAGUGCUAGUGGGUAAGAAAGAUUUAUAUUUUUUUUAAGUUUAGGGCUUUAUUAUUUCGUCGUUGACAUAAGUAAAACUUUACUUUGCAGCUACCAAAGCAGACCUUGAAGAUCGUCGUAUGGUGGAGUUUGAUGAGGGUCUAGCAUUGUCCAAGUCUCACAAUAUGUUGGGUUUUUUUGAGGUGUCUUCGAAGACAAAUAUUAACGUUGACUCGGUGUUUUACGAGAUGGCCUUACAGUUAAAGUGUCAGUACGAUGUUGGCAAAUUGCAAGAUAAUGGCUUUGGGCAGUUUAAGUUAAGCUACCCCGAGACCAUAUCUGUAUCUUCUGGGUGGAAGAAGUGUUGUGGAUACAGUCCUGCUUUCUAG